AUGAGCAGCGCCGGGGAAGCCACGAAGUCCCCCAAGAAACACCGCAGCAAAUCUGCUGCUGCUCCUGCUGCUGCUGCUGCUGCUGCUGCUGCUGGGUCGACUGCAGCAGCAGCGCAACCAAAUGCACAGUCUGUGGCUGCCUUCUGCGUAGCAGCUGUUGAAUCGAGCAGCAGCAGCAGCAGCAGCAGAUCUGCUGCUGCUGCUCGUCUACUGUCUUGCUGCCGCGAUGGGUCUCUUGUCGCGGCAGCAGAAUAUCUAUGGAAGUCUGACGGCACAAUCUCCAAGAUUGCUGUCUCUAACAGCCUAACAUUGGAGACCUAUACUCUGCCAGAUGCUGUGGACGUACAGCCCAACUGUGGCUGCUGCUUCGUACCAGCAGCAACAGGUUCUGCUGCUGCUGCUGCUGCUACUACUACCUUCGUAGUGGCAGGUGCAGCAGCAGGCGAAGUUGUCGCACUCAAACAACGCAGCAGCAGCAGCAGCAGCAAACAGGCUGCUUUGUCGCUGCCCACUGCACCAACUGCAGCGCUCAAGAUUGCUGCUCGUGCCGAGGUGGGAGGUCGUCUGCUGCUGCUUCUGCCGCUGCGAGUGCAGCAGGAACAGCAGCAGGAGCAGGAGGAAGAAGAAGAGGAAGAAGAAAAGGAGGGCGAACGAUACAGGGAUGCUGUCUUGGCUGUUAGCUUGCUGCUGCCAAAGAAGGGGAGCAGCAGCAGCAACAGCAGCAGCGGCAAGAAGCAGCCUUCUCUGUUGUGUACAUUAAUGGAUGCCUAUACACUCGACGUGCUGCAGACAACUCGCUUGUUGCUGCCGCCUGCAGCAGCAGCUGCUGCUGCUUCCAUGCAUGUAGAAGCAACGCUGCUGCCUUCAGCAGCAACAGCAGCAGCAACAGCAGCAGCAGCAGACGCAGAAGCAGAAUGGCCCCGUGUGCUGCUUGCUGCUGCAGCAGAAGAUGCGGGCGUGUUUUGGUCCUUCUUGAGGCUGCAGGAAGCAGCAGCAAACGGCAGCAGCAGCAGCAGCAGCACAGAGGAGGGCGUGCUGCAACAAUUAGAGCUGGGUGGGCAGACACCCCGUUGCAUUAGCUGUGUUCCGCCAGCUGCUUCACAAACAGCAGCAACAGCAGCAGCAGCUCCUGCUGCUGCACCGCAGCCCGUGCUGGUGGUGGACUCUGCCGAGGGCGAGCUCCUUGUCUUUGCUGUCACCAGCACGCCGAAGGAGUGUCUGCGCUGCGUGAAGCGCAGCAGGCGUUUGCUGCCUACAAAUGCCGCUGCUGCAGCAGGUGCAGCAGCAACAGCAGCAGCAGCCGGUGGCACUAUCAUGCUGUCACCAAGGUGCUGCGUGGAGUGGUGUGCAGCAGCAGCAGCAACAACAGCAACAGCAGCAGCAAAUGGGGAGGCAGUUCGUGCUCUUUGUAUGCCAUCAGUGCAGCAGCAGCAGCAGCAGCAGCGCCAGCAGCCUCUAAUGAUGUUGUGGGAGUGCGAAGGAAAAACAUUUCUUACUCGCUGCUACGCACAGUCACCAUCUGUAGCUGCAGCAGUUGGUAGCUUUGCGGCAGCAGGCGUGGUCGGGGGUGCUGCCUUGGAGGUGCAGCAGCAGCUUUUGCAGCAGCAACUGCAGUCCCUCAGCAAGGAGCAGCAGAAGCUUGCUGGGCAGCUGCUGCUGCUGCCGUCUUCCGGUGAAGAGGACGCCGCGUUGCUGCUGCAGUGGAGACCCCAGCUGCUGCGGGUGCUGCUGCAGCAUGCGCAGCACUUCAGGGCCUCCGUGCUGGCGGGAAGCUUGCUGCAGCUGCAAAUACAGCAGCAGCAGCAGCAGCAGCAGGAUGUUGUGGUGCAGGUACUUAGGCAGCUGGUUGUGUGGCUGCAGCACCAACACUGCGACGCUCUGGAGUCGGAGCAGCAAGUGGAGCUACAGGCCCUGCAGCAGGAGCUGCAGCAGCAGCAGGCGCUGCUGCAGCAAGAGCAGGAAGAGCAGGAAGAGGAGCAGCGGCUACCUCUUCCCGUGCUGCUCGACGUUGCAUGCGGAUUCGUUGAUGCCUUUCUCCCUGCGAGUUUGUAUCCGAGUGUAGAGCGGCAAGAAGCAGCAGAGCUGCAGAAGGUGCGGGGUUUGCUGCUGCUGCUGCAGCAGCAAAUAGAUUUGCUGCUGCAGCAGUAUAGCCCGCAAGAGGAGCAAAAGCUUGAGGGAAAAGUCUUAGGGGCGCUAACAUCCAGGCUAACCCCUCAAGAUCUGGCCGCAGCAGCAGCAGCAGCAGCAGCAGCGUCUGUGCUGCAACAGCAGCAGGUCGCGUUGCAGCAAAGUCGCACUCUACAGCGGCAGCAGCUGAGGCGGGAGCAGCAGCUGCAGCAGCACGUCUAUUGA
Molecule: messenger RNA, 2352 nt
Organism: Eimeria maxima
Lineage: Eukaryota; Apicomplexa; Conoidasida; Eucoccidiorida; Eimeriidae
Exons: 9
Coding region: 1-2352 (783 amino acids)
Source: RefSeq, a predicted model, not a curated record